Messenger RNA from Rana temporaria (common frog), 2257 nucleotides. Its product is annotated as oocyte zinc finger protein XlCOF6.1-like. The transcript is spliced from 2 exons. Bases 897 to 2072 code for a protein of 391 amino acids. The record is from RefSeq and is a predicted model, not a curated record. Lineage: Eukaryota; Metazoa; Chordata; Amphibia; Anura; Ranidae.
AUUCCACACAGGAAGGUCACACCAUCCCUCACCAUCAUCAGAGUGAAGAUCUUAUAGAUAUAAAAGUUGAGGUGAAAUCAGAAGAAGAAGAGACGUAUGUGAGGGAUGAUCAGCAGUCUAUGGAGGAGGAUGGAAUAACGGGGACAUUUGUAGAGGAGGACACUCCUACAGAGAUCAGCACAGGUGGGUCAUAAUAUAUUCUCCUGUUGUCUGCUCUGUUACUGCACACUGAUUGGACCAAAAGAGGGUGGGAGUGAAAUCAGAAAAUAAUAAUAAUAUCAGAAUGGUCACCUCCCUGUUUCGAUCUUCUUAUCUCUGAUAAGCUCCCCUCUCUUUGUUACAGUAGCUCAGAUAUGACAACACAGGUUGAGCCUUCUUUAGGUUGGUCCCUCUUUUUCGAGCAGAUCUAUAGAUAUAUGUUACCAGAAAGCUCCGUGUACGGCUUUGCUGGGCUGGGAAAAUAAGAAGUAACAGAGAGAGAGGAACCCACUGGUCUUUCCUGGAGAAAAUGCUCCCUCCGGUGCUGCUCGUUAUCAGAAGACUCGGCCUUUGACGAUUUUAUUCUGAUGAUGGAAGGGGGAGGGUCUGCCAGUCUGAACGCUGAUCCUCCUCUGUAGUGGGGAUCACAAGACCGCCUGCCUAGGCUUGUAGUUGUACAUAACAGAAUUGAAUCCCUCAUAUUUCGACGCGGUUGCAUGAACAUAGAAGUGAUCUGCGGGGAAGUCCAAAGGCCCUUUUCAACGUUUUUAUAAGAAUGAAAGAGUCUCAGCUGGUUGGGACUUCCUUAAAGAACAUCUCCUCACUCAUAUCUUCCUGAUCCAGAUGGAAUCUUGAUGGAAGUGAAGGAACCCUCUCAUAUCUAUUGAUGAUGUUUUUCUAUUUUUUCAGGACACGCCAUGGAGAAACCCUCGAAGGAUCGUCUCAUUUUAUCUUCGGGUUGUAAAAUGGAAGAUGAGGAGAUCACAGGAGAUUGUGGAGAAGAAAAGACAAUGAGCUCCUCUAUGGAUGGAGGACUUCACAGUGCGGAGAGACCAUGGAAUCCCUCUGAGGAACCUCGUACUGUGAGCGGUGGUGGUGGAAUUCAGGAGGAGGAGCCAUUUCCCUGUCCUGAAUGUGGGGAAAGUUUUAGCUCUGAAUCAACUCUUACCACACAUCAGAGAUCUCACACGGGGCAGAAGCUUCAUUCCUGUCGUACGUGCGGGGAAGGUUUUCUACGUAAAUAUCAUCUUAGUGUCCAUCAAAGAUUGCACACGGGUAAGACGCUUCAUUGCUGUCCUGAGUGCGGGAAAUUUUUCCUUACAAAAUCAGAACUGGUCACACACCACAGAUCCCACAAGGGCGAGAAGCCGUAUUCCUGCCCUGAGUGCGGGAAAUUUUUUUCACGAAAGUCCUAUCUUUCUGUACAUCAGAGAUUGCACACGGGCGUGAAGCCAUAUUCCUGCCCCGAGUGCGGGAAAUGUUUUGUGCGUAAACAAUUUCUCACAACACAUGAGAGAUCUCACACGGGCGAGAAGCCGUUUUCCUGUCCUGAGUGCGGGAAACGUUUUGUACGUAAACAACUUCUCCAGACACAUCAGAGGUCUCACACAGGGGAGAAGCCGUAUUCCUGUCCAGAGUGCGGAAAAUGCUUUUCACAGAUAUCAGAACUUGUCACGCAUAAAAGGUCCCACACUGGCGAGAAGCCGUAUUCCUGUCCUGAGUGCGGGAAAUGUUUUUCACAGAAGCCACAUCUUUCUGAACAUCUGAAAUGCCAUACGGGUGUGAAGCCGUAUUCCUGCCCUGAGUGCGGGAAACGUUUUGCGCGAAAGUCGCAACUUGCUAGACAUCAAAGAUCUCACACGGGCGAGAGGCCGUAUUCCUGUCCAGAGUGCGGGAAAUGUUUCUCACAGAAGUCCCAUCUUACGGAACAUCAGAUAUGCCACACAAGGGAAAAGCUUUUUUCCUGCUCCGAGUGCGAGAAAUGUUAUCCGUGGAAAUCGGAACUUGUCACACAUCAGAAGUGUCACACAGGUGAGAAGCUCCGUGUUGAGGUUACGCCAUCGUCUUGCGUAGAGAGCGACAUCGGCUCGUAGAAGGUCAUCUGCUGGUUGAACGUUGGAGAUGUGAACUUUCCCGAUGUAACAUUUCACAUGAACCUGAUCAGAAACACAAACAUUAAAAAAGGUAAUUUCUUAAUAUGGAACAAAUAAAGAUACAAUAAAUAUUUAUUACUAAAAUAGUUACAUUGUUUGUAAGUUGAUUGAUACGCUUCGACUUU